This is a messenger RNA of Adineta ricciae, 1326 nucleotides long. Lineage: Eukaryota; Metazoa; Rotifera; Eurotatoria; Adinetida; Adinetidae. The record is from the annotation of a GenBank genome assembly.
AUGAAACACAAUAAAGUUAAAUUCGAUGAAUUAGGUUAUUGGGAUAGCGAGAAAUCUUGUUCGAAUAAUGAGGGCGUCUACGUCAAUGAUCAAGAUCAAUCGAUUGCGUUGAGUGUAAGUUUAUUACAAAAACAUAAAGCUAUUUCUGCCAUAAAUCGAAUACGUGUGCGAUCACAUACUAUUCUAUCAGCACAAUGUCAAUGUCAUCGGUCAUUUCAUCUAUUUUGUACAGAUUUAUUCAAUGACAGUCCAACGGAGAAUGAUAUGAUCAAUCAACAUCCCGCACCGCAUUGCCAUGAUCGGGAUGUGUCUCGACGAGUACCGACGCCAUUUAGAAAAUAUCGACAUAGAUUUGUGAGCGAAACAAUACACCAGGAGAAGAAUCUACCGAAUGAAUCAGAAAAAUUAUCACGAAUGACUUCCAAAAUAUAUCCACGAAUAUCAUCAUCGAAAGUUCCAUCGACUGAACAAUCAUCCCAUCGAUCUGUCCAAACGCCAAUAAAAACUUGUACUAUGUCAAAACAUUCGCUAUCGAAAUCAACAGCCUCUCUUCCACAAUUACAAAUUCGUAGUCUACCUAUUCACGAUCCUUUCUCUUCAGAACCACAAAUUAUUCUUCCUCGAACUCCACCUCCAUCACCAAAAACCCCCACGUAUGAACCAUCGAUAACUUCAUCCCAAUCGGACGCACCUGCAUCAUUGCAGAUCAUUUCUUUAACACCUCGUAAUCGGCUUUCCAACGAACACAAAAAGGAAUCGCCAAUUAUGUCUUCAUCGGCUAAAAUCGCAACGUACGAUGAACAUGCACAAGAAUAUCUAUCAGCUGUCGACCAUUCUGAGGAAGUCGUUGAUAAAGAUAAUCAACAGCCAUUAAUAUCACCAACAAUACGACAACUAUCUGCAUCUACUCGAUCAUUGUCAAGAUCAGGCACUGCAUUAAGUGUUCGUUUAUUAUCGCAUGUUGCCAAUCGAUAUUUAAAUCUACAGAAAAAUCAUGAUUCCUUAGCCGAGAUAGAUACUAAUUCGCCAGAUCGAAUUCGGCGAACAUACAAACCACAACGACGGCUGAGAACAUUCAUUAACGAUAGUCAUGAAGACACAACAAACAAAUCCAAGCCUCUAGAAGUUCCACCCCGACUAAAAUCGGUUUUCGGCUUUUCUAAGACAGCAAGCUCCAUGCAUUUUGGAUAUGCUGCUGAUCAAUUAGGUUUACAAGGAACUUUUGAAAAAUGGCCCCGACCUCGCUCACGUCGUACGUCAGUCGAAAGAAAACAUGAAGUAACAACACUUCGUCUAGUAACAUUGCCUUUAGUAACAUCUCGAUGA